AUGCUGCGCACCCCCAACUGCUCGCGGUGCCGCAACCAUGGCUACCUGGUGGCCGUCAAGGGCCAUGCGGGCAAGUGCCGCUGGAAGCAGUGCAAUUGCGAGAAGUGCUACCUCAUCACCGAACGCCAGAAGAUCAUGGCCGCGCAGAAGAUGCUCAAGAAGCAGGCCUCCGACGAGGACCGCGAGCUGGCCUCCAGGGCCGCGGCCAUCGCCCCGGCCUCCAGCCUCCGCCCGCUGCCUCCGCUCUCCGCUUCGGGAGACUUGGAGCCGGGCCCCGAGGGCCGCGCGGCCGCCUACUUGCUGGAGAGACCCCCGCGCGGCCCGAGCCCGGGCCCGAGCGCCUUCCAGCCAGUCGUGGGCGGCCGCGGCCACAUGGGCCCGAAUGACCGGGCUGCCGUGGCCAGGCCCAGCUUCGUGAGGCCCCCGCUCCGGGCGGAGGCCGCUGGCCAGGGAGGUCCCGGGCCCCUGGAGCCGAGCAGGCCUCCGCAGCCCAUGCCCAGGCCGCCGCCGCCGUUCGCCUACGGGCUCUCUCUGAGCAUCAACUCAGAUCCUAUGGUGCGGUCUGAGUACCUGGAGAGAGAGCCUUCCAAGCUGUAUCCCAGCUACACCGGCAUGUACUAUCGCCCGUUCCCGAUGGGCUACCAGGAUCCCUCCCCGGGCCUGGGCAUCUCCCUGCAGCAGGGCUUCCGGCACGUGUCCUUCAGCCACUACCAUGGAGGAGGCUCGGUGCCGGAGCCAGUGGAAAACUUCCAGCCAAGCUAUCCCCCACCGCCUCCGCCUCCGCCACCGCCACCACCACCAUCACCAUCACCAUCACCACUGCUGCCGCAGCCGCCACCCCUGCUGCCGCCAUCCGUGUCACCACCGCCCCCGUUCCUCCCACCAGGCUUCCUUGCUGGGAUCCAUUUCCUGCCACCGCCGCCACCGCCACCGCCACCAGCAUCUUUCUCACUGACCGUCCUGUCUGAUGCGGACCAGGAGACCGCGGAUGACCAGGUUGCAGGGAUGCCUCGUGAGCCCAGCCAGCCAUCGUCUCAGGAGCAGUCCGACUAG
Messenger RNA from Myotis daubentonii (Daubenton's bat), 1053 nucleotides. It is a transcript of the gene DMRTB1, whose product is annotated as DMRT like family B with proline rich C-terminal 1. Gene Ontology annotation, biological process: sex differentiation; germ cell development; regulation of transcription by RNA polymerase II. Gene Ontology annotation, molecular function: DNA-binding transcription factor activity, RNA polymerase II-specific; RNA polymerase II cis-regulatory region sequence-specific DNA binding. Gene Ontology annotation, cellular component: nucleus. The transcript has 4 exons. Bases 1 to 1053 code for a protein of 350 amino acids. The record is from RefSeq and is a predicted model, not a curated record. NCBI's taxonomy places the organism in Eukaryota, Metazoa, Chordata, Mammalia, Chiroptera, Vespertilionidae.